This is a messenger RNA of Lampris incognitus (smalleye Pacific opah), 1144 nucleotides long. It is a transcript of the gene ran, whose product is annotated as RAN, member RAS oncogene family. Gene Ontology annotation, cellular component: cytoplasm; nucleus. Bases 142 to 789 code for a protein of 215 amino acids. Gene Ontology annotation, molecular function: GTPase activity; GTP binding. The record is from RefSeq and is a predicted model, not a curated record. Gene Ontology annotation, biological process: protein import into nucleus; ribosomal subunit export from nucleus. The transcript has 7 exons. NCBI's taxonomy places the organism in Eukaryota, Metazoa, Chordata, Actinopteri, Lampriformes, Lampridae.
UCUUCGCCGCAACGCCGGGUGAGUCUCAAUAUUUGCUCCGGCGUCUUGUCGUCUUACUUUUAAAUUUGCAGCCGUCGAAAAGAGAAAGCGCGUCCAAACCGCCCAAGGCUUCACGAGAUCGCCAGUAAACAAGCCCCCACCAUGGCAGAAAGUGAACCAAUCGUCAGCUUCAAGCUUGUGCUGGUAGGAGAUGGAGGAACGGGAAAAACGACUUUCGUAAAGAGACAUCUUACAGGAGAGUUCGAGAAGAAAUAUGUUGCAACUCUUGGAGUAGAGGUGCACCCACUGACCUUCCACACCAACAGAGGAGCCAUCAAGUACAAUGUGUGGGACACAGCUGGACAGGAGAAAUUCGGUGGGCUCCGAGAUGGAUACUACAUUCAAGCUCAGUGUGCCAUCAUCAUGUUUGACGUUACCUCUCGAGUCACCUACAAGAACGUGCCCAACUGGCAUCGUGACCUAGUGCGAGUCUGUGAGAACAUUCCAAUUGUCCUCUGUGGCAACAAGGUGGACAUUAAAGACAGGAAAGUCAAAGCCAAGAGCAUCGUGUUUCACCGUAAGAAGAACCUGCAGUACUAUGACAUCUCUGCCAAGAGUAACUACAACUUUGAGAAGCCCUUCCUGUGGUUGGGAAGGAAGCUGAUUGGUGACCCCAACCUGGAGUUUGUUGAGAUGCCAGCCCUUGCACCCCCUGAAAUCCAGAUGGACCCAACACUUGUUAAACAGUAUGAGGAUGAGCUCCAUGUUGCAUCACAAACUGCACUCCCAGAGGAAGAGGAUGACCUCUAACCUGUUAUCUAAUGUCCCCUCUCCUCCCUCCCUCCCCCCACCCACCGUGGACAAGAACGUUGUUGGAGUUUUGGCCCCUUUUACUGUAAAAUCCCGUUGGAAAAGUUAUUUUUAUUUUUGAACUUUGUUUUGUGUUAAAACUGAAAACGGCAAAGGAAAUACUUGGUGGGGAAGAGUUGUGGUUCUAAUUACACUGUAUAAGACACACCCGCCCUAGUAUUGUCGACAUGGCAACAUGUUACUCUUCAUCAUUUGGCACCCUCCACUGCACUUACCCAGCACACACAAUGCUGUUGUAAGCUCUACAAGAAGCAUCAAGGGGAAUAAAAUUUGAAUAAAAACAUUCUGAAUAGGA